This is a messenger RNA of Dictyostelium purpureum, 1305 nucleotides long. RefSeq lists its product as uncharacterized. The record is from RefSeq and is a predicted model, not a curated record. The coding region runs from base 1 to 1305 and encodes 434 amino acids. Lineage: Eukaryota; Evosea; Eumycetozoa; Dictyosteliales; Dictyosteliaceae. The transcript has 2 exons.
AUGAAAAUCAAAUUAUUGUAUAUAGUUUGGAAUAAUAUAUUUUUAAGAAAUGAAAUUCAUAAACAUAUUUUAAAGUUUAUUGAACAUAAUGUUGUAGAAUUUGAUAGAUCAAGUUAUGACCAGUUUAAAGAUAAAUCAUAUAUAACAACACUUAAUUGGUAUGGUGAUACACUACCAGAUAAAAAUGAAUUUCCACCAUUUUUGAAAAAUUUAUAUUUGAACCAAUUUAAUAUGUUACUAAUAACUUUACCAAAUAGUCUUACAACACUCACAUUCGGUGAUGAUUUUAACCAAGAAAUUCCACCCGGCACAUUACCAAAUAGUCUUACAACACUCACAUUCGGUUAUUAUUUUAACCAAGAAAUUCCACCUGGCACAUUUCCGAAUAGUCUCGCAACACUCACAUUCGGUGAUGAUUUUAACCAAGCAGUUCCACCCGGCACAUUACCAAAUAAUCUCACAACACUCACAUUCGGUGUUGAAUUUAACCAAGUAGUUCCACCCGGCACAUUACCAAAUAGUCUCACAACACUCACUUUCGGUGAUGGUUUUAACCAAGUAGUUCCACCCGGAACAUUUCCAAAUAGUCUCACAGCACUCACAUUCGGUUAUCAUUUUAACCAAGUAAUUCCACCCGGAGCAUUACCAAAUAGUCUCACAACACUCACAUUCGGUGAUUUUUUUAACCAAGAAGUUCUACCUGGCACAUUACCAAAUAGUCUUACAACACUCACAUUUGGUGAUUUUUUUAACCAAGUAGUUCUACCUGGCACAUUACCAAAUAGUCUCACAACACUCACAUUCGGUGCUUUUUUUAACCAAGUAAUUCUACCCGGAACACUACCAAAUAGUCUUACAACACUCGGUGAUGAUUUUAACCAAGUAAUUCCAUCUGGCACAUUACCAAAUAGUCUCACAACACUCACAUUCGGUGUUGGUUUUAACCAAGUAGUUCCACCCGGAACAUUUCCGAAUAGUCUCACAACACUCACAUUCGGUUUUGAUUUUAACCAAGAAAUUCCACCUGGCACAUUACCAAAUAGUCUCACAACACUCACAUUCGGUGAUCAUUUUAACCAAGUAGUUCCACCCGGAACAUUUCCGAAUAGUCUCACAACACUCACAUUCGGUUAUCAAUUUAACCAAGUAAUUCCACCCGGAACAUUACCAAAUAGUCUUACAACGCUCAUAUUCAACAAUAAAUAUAACCAAGUAAUUCCACCAGGCACAUUACCAAAUAGUCUUACAGAACAACGAAACAGUUCAUAUUUAAGGAAAUUUAUAAAAAAAGUCAUACCAUGUUGA